Emys orbicularis (European pond turtle) is the source of this 1068-nucleotide messenger RNA. RefSeq names its product glucose-6-phosphatase catalytic subunit 2 (gene G6PC2). NCBI's taxonomy places the organism in Eukaryota, Metazoa, Chordata, Testudines, Emydidae. The record is from RefSeq and is a predicted model, not a curated record. Gene Ontology annotation, biological process: glucose 6-phosphate metabolic process; gluconeogenesis. The coding region runs from base 1 to 1068 and encodes 355 amino acids. Gene Ontology annotation, molecular function: glucose-6-phosphatase activity. The transcript is spliced from 5 exons. Gene Ontology annotation, cellular component: membrane.
AUGGAUCUCCUUCAUAGUAAUGGUGUGCUUAUAAUUCAGCAUUUACAGAAGGAUUACAGGUCUUACCAUGACUUUCUAAAUUUCAUGUCACUAGUAGGAGAUCCCCGGAAUAUAUUUUUAAUUUAUUUUCCUCUUUGGUUCCAACUUAACCAAGUGGUUGGUACUAAAAUGAUAUGGGUGGCAGUCAUUGGAGAUUGGUUCAACCUCAUAUUUAAAUGGAUUUUAUUUGGCCAUCGUCCAUAUUGGUGGGUCCAAGAAACAAUGAUCUAUCCCAAUCAAUCGAGCCCAUGUCUUGAACAAUUUCCUAUAACAUGUGAAACUGGGCCAGGAAGCCCAUCUGGCCACGCCAUGGGAUCUUCUUGUGUCUGGUAUGUAAUGGUAACAGCAGCACUUAGCUACACAGUGAGGUGGAAAGAUGAAUCCGCAAUUACACUGCACAGACUUACCUGGUCAUUCCUCUGGAGUGUGUUUUGGAUUAUUCAGAUCAGUGUGUGUGUCUCUAGAGUAUUCAUAGCAACACAUUUCCCACAUCAAGUUAUUCUUGGAGUAAUUGGUGGAAUGCUUGUUGCUGAAGCAUUUGAACAUACCCCUGCUAUCCAAACAGCGAGUUUGAGAACGUACAUCAAGACAAAUUUGUUUCUCUUCAUCUUUGCUCUUGGCUUUUACCUGCUUCUCAAACUUAUUGAUGUUGAUCUUCUAUGGUCCGUUCCAAAGGCAAAGAAAUGGUGUGCCAAUCCAGACUGGAUAAACAUUGACACAACUCCAUUUGCUGGACUGGUGAGAAAUUUAGGUGCACUCUUUGGGUUAGGUCUUGGCAUUAAUUCCGAAAUGUUCAUCAUGAGCUGUAAAGGUACAAAUGGAUAUAAGACGAGUUUCAGACUACUGUGCAUAGCUGCUUCUUUAGUUACCUUGCAGCUGUUUGAUUUUAUCAAGUUACCCACACAUACCGAGUAUUUGUUUUAUGUUCUUUCUUUUUGUAAAAGUGCAGCCAUACCUCUCACUGUAGUUGCCUUGAUUCCAUACUGCAUACACUUGUUAAUGAGGCCAACUGAAAAGAAGUUAAAUUAG